AUGACUGGCGAUUCAAAGGACAGCCUCAUCUCAGCAUUAUGCGGCCCUGAAAUCUGGCAGUGGGAUUCAAACGGGUCUUGCUCGAUCAGUUUUAAGAAAGAUGGAACUGGCCUCCUUCGGGCUGGGGCAGAAUUGUCCAUCUUUAUCGCCGCCGAGUUUGCCUGGGAGCUCAAGAGUUCAGGGAAUACAGAGGAUAACCCAAGCUUUGACAUCCAAAUCACACUCACGACACGGGUCCAUCCUUAUUUACGAGAGAGUCGUCAGCACUACACCUUGCUCAACGAGCAGGCUCUGACAAGCGCCGCAUUCCAGCCAAAGACCUACACCAUUCGUCUAGAAGAGGGUAGAUUUGAUGAGCCUGCUACCCCCUGGGUGAACUCUCCGCCUUUCUUACAUCGACCUCCUAAAUUCGCGCUCCGUUUGUCAUUUGAUAAGUCACCGUUCCCGCCAUUGGAGGAGUGGAGGGAAGAGGCCAAAUUCGCUGCUGAGCAGUGUCGGUUUUGGGAGUAUAAAGAAUUCGCAGAUAAGGAGGUGCCAAGGGAUGGCGUACUUACAGCACUUUUACACAAAGUGUCAGGAUGA
Messenger RNA from Neoarthrinium moseri, 582 nucleotides. RefSeq lists its product as uncharacterized. The record is from RefSeq and is a predicted model, not a curated record. Bases 1 to 582 code for a protein of 193 amino acids. The transcript has 2 exons. Lineage: Eukaryota; Fungi; Ascomycota; Sordariomycetes; Amphisphaeriales; Apiosporaceae.